GCGUUCCCCCAUCAUGACGCGGAAUCAAAGACGCCUUUGGGGAGAGACAGGAGUCGGGUUUGCAUGAGGAGCAACUUGGUGGACCAGGUCCCCGUCAAGAAGAUGAGUCUGACGUUCUGAACUCCUGCCAAAGCCCAUCCCGCCUUCACACAUUGUUGGAGGCGUCAAGCCGAGCUGAGGCUGCUGGGUGCACCUCCUUCUCCCACCUCCCUCCCAGGAGCUGGAUGCGCGCCAGGAUGGGAUCGGCUUCCUCAUCCCGUCAGGAAGGACUUGGAUCGACACCCAAAUAUGGAGAGACCGAACACCAAGACAUGCUCAGGUGGAGCAGGAGACGAGCCAAAGAGGAGUGCACCCUCUAUGAAGAAACUAUAUGACUGUGGUCUGGGCGCGCAGGGGCUGGUGGGUCGAGCCCCGCAGCCGUCUUUGCGCAGCAGAGGUCUGGUCUUGCUUACAGCGCUGUUCCUGGCAACAGCGUCAUCAGAAGUGUGCGUGAGGCCGGAGGCGGGAGCGCAGAGGGAAAAACCAAUCAGCUCGGCGCGCGGCGCGCUAUAAAGGCGGCGCAGCCGGCCGGCCGCCUGUCAUAAGGAAACUGAGGCGAAAACUUUCAGCAGAAGCGUCUCCUUUGCCCGCAGUGGAAUGAAAACUCCCGAAUUUAUCAGUGGAUCCCGCUUUGAAUCCAACUAAAGGUACAAAUCGACGACGUGGUACAGUACAGUUCCAGUGUUUGGGGAAGUUUUGCUGUUUCUGGUAGCUUUUGCUCGUAAUUCCGCGGGACUUUGGACAGUGACUCCUUGGGGACACUGACGCCGCAGCGCACUCUGUGUUUGACUGUCUGAUUUGAAAUAUGUCCACAAUUAUGGAACAACCUUUUUAUGACGACUCGUUUCUCUCUGCUUAUGGCCAUCCAGGCGCAGCGCUGCCAGACUACAAGCUGCUUAAGCAGAAUAUGAACUUGAACUUCACCGAUUCAUAUCGGAACUCCAACUUCAAGCCCCAGCUCCUGCGCGCCGACACCGAUUUCUAUCCGGCGGGGACGGCGGACGUGAGCUCGCUGAAGCUCGCCUCUCCGGAACUCGAGCGGCUGAUCAUCCAGAACAGCAACGGGAUCAUCACGACCACCCCCACGCCCGCGCCGUACCUGUACAACCGCGGCAUCACCGAGGAGCAGGAGGGCUUCGCGGAGGGCUUCGUCAAAGCUCUGGACGACCUGCACAAGAUGAACCAGAUGGCUCCGCCAAACGUCUCCAUCGGUUCCGGCGGGGUGGGCUGCCCGGCUCCGUCCUCCGUGUUCGGCGGGUCCAUGCAGCCCGAAGCUCUGGAGUACACCAACCUGAGCAGCUGCACCACGAACAGCGGCCUGGGCGCCGCGGCCAGCUACCCCCCCACCACCAUCAGCUACCUGCAGCACCACCACCACCACCACCACCAGUUCCACCAGCACCCCCAGGCCGUUGCGCACGGCUCCCACCACUUCCAGCACUCCCUGUCUGGGGCCCCCGUGCACUCGCAGCGCUACGGGGGCCUGAAGGAGGAGCCCCAGACGGUCCCCGACAUGCAAAGCAGCGACAACGGCUCCCCCCCCAUGUCUCCCAUCGACAUGGAGAACCAGGAGCGGAUCAAGGCGGAGCGCAAGCGGCUGAGGAACCGGCUCGCCGCGUCCAAGUGCCGCAGGCGCAAACUGGAGCGCAUCGCGCGCCUGGAGGACAAAGUCAAGGUGCUGAAAACGGACAACGCGGGCCUGUCGAGCACGGCCUCCCUGCUGCGGGAGCAGGUGGCGCAGCUCAAACAGAAAGUCAUGACGCACGUCAGCAGCGGCUGCCAGCUCCUGUUAGCGCCCAAAGUCAAGUCCUACUGAAGAAACGCUGCACUUUUUUUGGUUUUUGUUUUGUUUUGAAACACUGGACAUGAACUGCACUGAAGGGACGCGCAGUCUGCACGCACGCAGUGCACGCGCGGCGUGAACUGAGCCUCCGUGGUUUCUUCUGCGUCAGGAGAAGACUGAGAAACCUCAACCAGAAAACACUUAAGGCAUUUCGGAACACAAGUGUCGUCCCGGUUUGACCCGUUUACACUUUCUUUCUUUUCCAUUUGUUGUAAAUUAUUUGUGCUCAUCAGGUUGAACCGGGUGAUCCUCUUAUUUUGUACUUGUAAAGUAUAUAUUUAAGUAAAUGAAGUGAAGAAGUC
Oryzias latipes (Japanese medaka) is the source of this 2184-nucleotide messenger RNA. Its product is annotated as transcription factor JunB. Gene Ontology annotation, molecular function: transcription factor binding; DNA-binding transcription factor activity, RNA polymerase II-specific; RNA polymerase II cis-regulatory region sequence-specific DNA binding. Gene Ontology annotation, cellular component: transcription regulator complex. Gene Ontology annotation, biological process: regulation of transcription by RNA polymerase II; regulation of cell population proliferation; regulation of cell cycle. The record is from RefSeq and is a predicted model, not a curated record. NCBI's taxonomy places the organism in Eukaryota, Metazoa, Chordata, Actinopteri, Beloniformes, Adrianichthyidae.